Carassius gibelio (silver crucian carp) is the source of this 3159-nucleotide messenger RNA. RefSeq names its product cholinergic receptor, nicotinic, alpha 1 (muscle) (gene chrna1). Gene Ontology annotation, cellular component: postsynaptic membrane; neuron projection; synapse. The record is from RefSeq and is a predicted model, not a curated record. The transcript is spliced from 9 exons. The coding region runs from base 115 to 1485 and encodes 456 amino acids. Gene Ontology annotation, molecular function: transmembrane signaling receptor activity; acetylcholine-gated monoatomic cation-selective channel activity. Gene Ontology annotation, biological process: monoatomic ion transmembrane transport; chemical synaptic transmission; signal transduction. Lineage: Eukaryota; Metazoa; Chordata; Actinopteri; Cypriniformes; Cyprinidae.
GAGAAAGAGAGAGAGAGAGAAAGAGAGAGAGAGAGAGUUCAGCUAGGGCGCGGUGCUCCUACAGACCAAUUGACCGUUCACUCGACUACACGGACUUUCUCAGUCACGUCAGAGAUGAAUAACUUUAUAUUGAUUUUGCAAUUUCUGCCUUUUCUAUUUGGACCAGCACUGUGCUCAGAAGAUGAGACAAGAUUAGUAAAGACUCUGUUUACUGGAUAUAACAAGGUUGUUCGUCCUGUUAGCCAUUUUAAGGAUCCAGUAGUGGUUACUGUGGGACUACAACUCAUUCAGCUUAUUAGCGUGGAUGAAGUUAAUCAGAUUGUCACCAGCAAUGUACGGCUAAAGCAGCAAUGGAAGGAUGUGAAUCUGCAGUGGAAUCCUGAUGACUACGGUGGCAUCAGGAAGAUCAGAAUUCCCUCCACUGACAUCUGGAAACCGGAUUUAGUCCUUUAUAACAAUGCUGAUGGAGACUUUGCCAUCGUCCAUGAAACAAAAGUCUUGUUGGAGCACACGGGUAUGAUAACAUGGACUCCCCCAGCAAUCUUUAAGAGCUACUGUGAGAUUGUGGUCCUUCACUUUCCCUUCGACCUGCAAAACUGCAGUAUGAAACUUGGAACGUGGACUUAUGAUGGCAACCUUGUCAUUAUCAACCCAGACAAUGACAGACCGGACCUAAGUAAUUUCAUGGAGAGCGGAGAGUGGGUGAUGAAGGAUUACAGGAACUGGAAACACUGGGUGUAUUACGCUUGCUGUCCAGAUACACCUUACCUUGAUAUAACUUAUCACUUCCUCUUGCUCCGCCUCCCACUUUAUUUCAUCGUGAACGUCAUCAUCCCGUGCAUGCUGUUCUCCUUCCUCACUGGGCUUGUGUUCUACCUCCCUACAGACUCUGGUGAGAAGAUGACACUCAGCAUCUCUGUCCUGCUCUCUCUGACUGUGUUCUUGCUGGUGAUUGUUGAGUUGAUCCCCUCCACCUCCAGUGCUGUUCCACUCAUUGGCAAAUACAUGCUCUUCACCAUGAUCUUUGUCAUUGCCUCCAUCAUCAUCACUGUGAUUGUCAUCAACACACACCACCGCUCCCCCAGCACACACACUAUGCCUGCUUGGGUCCGCAAGAUCUUCAUAGACACCAUUCCAAACCUGAUGUUUUUCUCCACUAUGAAACGACCAUCCCAGGAACGACAGGAAAAGCGUCUCUUUCCUGCAGAUUUUGACAUCUCUGACAUUUCAGGGAAACCCAUGCCUGCCUCUGUCACUUACCACUCUCCCAUAACCAAAAAUCCUGAUGUACGUAGUGCCAUCGAGGGUGUUAAAUACAUUGCAGACACCAUGAAAAGCGACGAGGAGUCCAACAAUGCUGCAGAGGAAUGGAAAUUUGUCGCUAUGGUCCUGGAUCACAUUCUUCUAUGUGUGUUUAUGGCGGUGUGUAUUAUUGGCACACUAGGAGUGUUUGCCGGACGCCUGAUCGAGCUCAGCAUGCUGUGAGAGCCCAAAGGCCCAAAUGAAGCCAGGGACUGGAGUGCAUUUACUCUCUGCUGAGAUGUAGCAUAGGGGAUGCCUGAUCAGACCAGAUGUUAAAGGGGUCAAAUGAUGUUGCUAAAAAGAACUUUAUUUGGUGUAUUUGGUGUAAUGCAAUGUGUUUAUGUGGUUUAAGGUUCAAAGAACACAUUAUUCUCCACAUACUGUACGUUAUUGUUUCUCCUCUAUGACCUGUCUUUCUGAAACACGUCGAUUUUGACAAAGCUCACCGUUCUGAAAAGUGAGGCGUGCUCUGAUUGGCCAGCUAUCCAGUGCAUUGUGAUUGGUCGAAUGCCUCAAGCGUGUGAUGGAAAUGUUAUGCCUCUUAACACUGUGAUGCAAGGUGCGAUGGGACAUAAUUACUGAUUAUAAUGACUUAUGCUGUCUUUUUAUGCGUUGCAUGUCAUAUCGCAAAGGGUAAUGAAACCAUGUCUGCAUUUGUGAUCGGAGAAAUGACAAACAACAUGCACUACUCUACACUGCUCAAAACUCAAACAUCAGUGGCAAAUCUUUUAUAUAUGAAAACGUACUUACAGACUGUGUGAAAGAAGCACCAGACUGUCCUUGCAAAGUUGGAAUUGCCCCACAUUAUAGAAACAGACACCGACAUUGUAGGCUCCUUUCACAGGAAACAGUCCUUGUCCUCCGCAAAAUGUGCUGCAUACAUUUGAAUAUUUGGGUCGAACUGUUCUGGAACAGUGUUGUAAAAACAACUUAACCACUGAUUUCUAGCUGUGUCCUCUUUUGGAAGGUCAGACAAAGUUGUUUCACUUUCAAAACAAAACACACAGUAUCUCCACAACAUUGCACCAGCAGCAACAGCGAGAAUGAAAGUUAAGACUUCUUUCUUUGCAAGAACAUUUGGGCGGUGUUAUGCAAAUCUUUCCACGCUGCGACGUAGAGAUGUGGGGGCGUUAGUAUGAGGCAUUUUUAUGAUGCCGUGGUUGACUCUUCACUUUGAUAAAAGAAUAUCUCUUUGGAUUUGAGACCUUAGUCUUUGCAACUUUACAUAUCUUCUUAAUGCACCAAGAGCUUGUAAAACUCCAAAGAUAAAGGAAAAAUUGAAAUAGCAUCAUAUGACCCCUUUAAUGGAACAGUGAGCUUAGUCAACAACUGGAAAAUAAGACGCACACACUGUUUUUUUUUUCUUUUCAUUUAAAGCAUUUGUGUUAACAGGUUACUUGCUCCUAGAAUGUCUGUAUAUAUAUAUAUACACAGCUUGUCAGAAUUAAGCAUGGUAACAGAGAAAUAUGAGAAUGCCAUUUAUUUUACAGCAUAUUAUUUUUUUCAGUUGAUUGUAUAUGUUAGAUUUGUUUUUAUUUUUCUUGGUCUGUGUUUUCCAUGGUAACCAAUGUACUUGAAUCACUUGAUAUUUAAAGAGAAAAUAAUUAAACUGCAUUUGAUUAGCUCAUUAAUAAAAUAACUAAACCUAAAUAGCAGACAAAUGGUUGAAGCUGAUCAUGAUGCUGUUGUUACAUUUGCCUGAAGGUAUAUACAACUGUGCAUUUGGGCAAAUAUAUUAUACAUGUAUUAUUUAAUGGUUAAAUUAAAGUUUAGUUUUAGUUUUUGAUUAAGCAUAUAGGCCUGAUUGAAAAUUUGAACAUUUGUCUUGUAAUGCAUAAUAAACUACUGGUAAAAUCA